Molecule: messenger RNA, 2818 nt
Organism: Terrapene triunguis (Three-toed box turtle)
Lineage: Eukaryota; Metazoa; Chordata; Testudines; Emydidae
Gene: GIN1
Product: gypsy retrotransposon integrase 1
Exons: 9
Coding region: 657-2234 (525 amino acids)
Biological process (GO): DNA integration
Molecular function (GO): nucleic acid binding
Source: RefSeq, a predicted model, not a curated record
GGGAGGGACGCAGCCACGCUCAGUCUGCAGCCUAGCAUCUCCUGCUCCGAGGCGCCCGCCCGGCCGGCCGCAGCACUGGACACAGUGAGUCCGUGAGUGAGACCCCUUUGGAAAUCUUAGACAUAGUUUGCAGUCUUGCAGACCUCCCCGGGGGCCAUGGCCUGUCUGCCCAAGCCCACAGACAGAUGGCUCCAGUGCCAGCUGCUGCCGAUGGAUAGCUCUGCCCACCAGCAAGGUGAUAUUAACAAGACUUUUUUCAGUUUCAUGUUGCCUUGCAGCAUCUUCUGGGCAGCAGUGAAAAACAUCUGUUUUGCAUCCCCCACUCCCCCCAUAAGUGUUAAAAGAACAUCAAUGUUGCAAAAUCAAGCGCUCAGAAGUUAAGAAAUGCCAGAAUGACAGUUGCCCAUGCAACCUUCAUUCACUUCCUUGUGUGUACCCAUUAUGAUCAUCUUUAAUUACACAGUCAAACUUUUUUCCCUAUAGGACCCCUGCCUCAUUCAUUACACGGGAUGCACUGUGCUCUGGGGAGCUGAGUCCGGGUUGUAUAGUGAAGGGGCUUUUGUCUCUAGGAUUCAUGCUCUAUUUGUUUCAGAAGUUGGAAGGUACACAAGGAAAGAAACUGGAGACUACAGGACAAGAAAAUACGGUAGCAAACAAUGGUUCGUAGCGGAAAGAAUGGUGGGCUCCAUCUGAAACAAAUCUCCUAUUACAAACGAACAGGAGAAUAUCAUCCAACUACGUUAGCAAGUGAGAGAAGUGGAAUAAGAAGAGCAGCCAAAAAAUUUGUUUUCAAAGAAAAUAAGUUGUUCUAUGUGGGAAAAGACAGGAAACAGAUGCGUUUGGUAAUUGUUUCAGAUGAGGAGAAGAAGAGAGUGCUACACAAAUGCCAUGAAAGUGCUGCAGGUGUUCAUCAUGGCAUAUCGAGGACUCUGACUCUGGUGGAGUCUAGUUACUACUGGACUUCCAUAACAAAUGACGUCAAACAGUGGGUGUAUGCUUGCCAGCAUUGCCAGGUGGCAAAGAAUACAGCCAUCAUAGUACCCAAAUUACACCCUAUCAAAGCAGAGGAUCCAUGGACUGCAGUCACAAUAGACCUAAUGGGACCUUUUAAUACCACCCACAGAAACCAUAUGUAUGUCAUAAUGAUGACAGAUUUGUUCACAAAAUGGGUGGUGGUUCUGCCACUACAAGACACUUCAGCGGUAGAAAUUGCUAAGGCAAUUGUCAGUGUGUUUUUCUUGUAUGGACCGCUUAAAAAAAUGGUUAUUGAUCAAGCAGAAGAGUUUGUUCAUCAGAUCAACAGAGAACUAUUUGAGCUCUUUGGAAUGAAACAAAUAGUAUUGUCCUAUCCUCAGACAGAUGACACAAAUGAAAGAACAUGCAAGACAAUCAAGACUUUCCUGAACAAGUACUGUGCAGACCACCCCAAUGACUGGGAUGAUAAUUUAUCUGCCAUUGCAUAUGCUUUUAACUUGACUCCCAUGGCGCCAGUCCAAAAUACACCAUAUUUCCAAAUGUUUAAUCGUAACCCUUAUGUGUCUGAGACUUCAAAUGUACUGCAGGAAGCACAAGAGGAUAAUAAAUGUAUGUUUGCCAAAAUCCUUGAAGCAAUUAAACAGGCUGAUCGAGUAUUGGAGGAAAGGAAAGCUACAAAAUGCCAGAUUGUGAAAAAUAGUAUUGAUGAACAGCAAACUGGAAACAAGGUCAAUAUUAAAAGGAAGCCAAAGCAAGUAAAUCCAUUUCAUCUUAAAGUUGGACAUGAAGUGCUUAGACAAAGGAAAAACUGGUGGAAAGAUGGCCGUUUCCAAUCCGAGUGGGUUGGUCCCUGUAUUAUAGACUACAUCACAGAUAAUGGAUGUGCAAUACUAAGAGAUACCACAGGAUCCAGACUAAAAAGACCCAUCAAAAUGUCUCACCUUAAGCCAUACAUAAGAAGAUCCAAUGGACAAGACAACCAUUAUCUCUUACAAGGUGCAAUAGUGGUUGACCAUGACUACGUUGGCUUAUCGGAAAGUUUGUAUGGGCCAUGCCCACAAGAUGCCAUUGCCGAAGGGGAAGUAAAUACCCUUGCAGCAAACAAUCUGCUGCCUCCACCCUGCAAAGACAGUGAACCAUCAGAAUGUAAAAGUCAGUCUGAGUUUACUGAAGAUCAUAGCAUUCUGCCAGCUAACUCAAAUACAGAACAAUGGUCUUCAGCCUGUUGGACUCUUCAAACCAAGCUAGAGGAUACUUAAUAAAACCCCACAAUGUUUCACUAGAAGAAAUGGUCCUAAUCUUCUCUGGUGGAAUGGAAAGGGCUUUAGUAGCUUUAAAUUCCUUAGCCAAGUUUUAAAUAUUGAAAUGUUAGAUACUAUUAUUCCCAAACAUAUACAGUUGUAAAUACAAGUAUGUGUCUGGUAAUUAGUUUGUAUAUAUGUACUGACGUGCUUAUUUUACAAGGAAUAUGGGAAUAGUUUAGUAAAAGCACAUUUCACCACUAUACAAUAGGCAGUGUGGUCCUAUCCACAGCACAUCAGUCCUUAACCACAAAAGUACAGCAUAGCAUUCAAUUUUAUGGCCUCUUCACUAGUCCUGUGGGUGGUUCAAGAGCUCUGAGAACUCCAGCACUGUAAGCUGAACAACCUGACCAAAGUCUGCCUCCAGCUCCAGGAAAGUGAAGUGGUUCACACCCUCCUACUAUUCUACAACUUUGUUUCCAGCUCUUUGGGGAAGUUGUGAGCUCUGCCUUUUAUACCUUCUAUUCUUCAUCGCUGGCGCAAGACUCUAUAACCACAUGAAAUAGCAGAGCUGCCAAAGCGCAGUGCAAGAACUGUUCUGC